AUGUUGGACCGGAUUACCUUACUAGGUAUGAUACAAAUAUUGAUGACACCACCACGCACUCAUGUUCUGUUAUUAUCCGAUCAAUGUCAAAACAAGCCGAAACACCAUCUACAGCACCUGAAACAACAUCCUCAACAACAAACACUACAACCAACAGUUCCUGCUGAUACAAAAGGUCCACCAACACCGGUUCAUUAUCUUGAUUUGAGCCUGGAAAGAAUCCAAAGGGAACAAAGUUUCGAUGCUGAUAUUCAAAAGAUUCUGACUCAGAUGCAUGAACCACUCAUGCAUAACUUUUUAUUAUAUAAUAAUCUCUUAUAUCGUCUAAUAGAUCAGAAGAAAAGUGGUACAAGAAAGAAACUCCCGUAUAUUCCCGGAUCAAUGAUCCAGAUGGUACUCGGAGCGUUUCAUGAUCAUCCAUUAAGUGGUCAUUUUGGAGUGUAA
Molecule: messenger RNA, 444 nt
Organism: Adineta ricciae
Lineage: Eukaryota; Metazoa; Rotifera; Eurotatoria; Adinetida; Adinetidae
Source: the annotation of a GenBank genome assembly